GCCACCACCUGGCUCCUCAUGACGUACAUGAGAGAAAAGCUCCUUUUGCCGCGGCGCGAGACAGGAAGAUUAUUACUACACGCGGUAAGAGGCAGAGGAAGCGCGAGAGAGGUGGAGAAGCUAGUUUUGUUUUAUACAGUCUAUGGUUUCUUCUCAGUCGGAGGAGCACCCUCACUUGUCUGUGCCUAUAUGAACUGUCCUAAAACUGUAUGAAAGUCGCACAGACAGCCACUCCUCCUGUUCCUAGUCUAGCCUGUUACAGUCCCCCGUAGGUGAGUACAGGUUUACAAUUGUUGGGAGGCUGCCUUUUUUUAAAUUCAGGAAGAAGGGAAAGGAGUGAAAGUCAUGGACAAAGGAGGAGAAUUAAAAAGAAGUUAGCGCCUACAGUAAAGUAACCUUUGGAAAAGCGACUCAGAAAGAAGAAGUGUCCGGAGAGGAAAAGGGAACAGGAUGGGGAUGGAUUUCAGCACUCUUCGGACCCUCAUCAGCAGAUAUUGUGUUGGUGAGGAGAACUGGGUGGACAGCAGGACAAUUUACAUUGGAAACAAGGAGCCUCCUCCAGGAACUGAGGCCUUUAUACAACAAAGAUACCCUGACAACAGAAUAGUCUCCUCGAAGUAUACAUUUUGGAACUUCAUCCCUAAGAAUAUGUUUGAGCAGUUCAGGAGAGUCGCCAACUUCUACUUUCUCAUCAUAUUUCUGGUUCAGUUGAUCAUUGACACUCCCACCAGUCCAAUCACCAGCGGACUGCCGCUCUUCUUUGUCAUCACAGUCACCGCCAUUAAACAGGGUUAUGAGGACUGGUUGAGACACAAAGCAGAUAACUCUAUCAACCAGUGUCCUGUCCACGUGGUGGAGCACGGGAAAGUGGUCCGCAAACAAAGUCGCAAGCUCAGGGUUGGAGAUGUCGUCUUCGUGGAAGAAAAUGAGACUUUUCCGUGCGACCUCAUCCUUCUUUCCACGUCCCGAGAUGAUGGUACCUGCUAUGUUACUACAGCCAGUCUGGACGGAGAGAGCAGCCACAAGACAUACUAUGCAGUUCAGGACACCAAAGCUUACAACACAGAGAAGGAGGUGGACUCCAUCAACGCUACCAUAGAGUGUGAACAACCACAGCCGGACCUGUACAAAUUUGUGGGCCGUAUCAACGUCUACAUGGACAAUGAGUCAGUGGCCAGGCCGUUAGGAUCAGAGAACCUGCUGCUCCGAGGAGCCACACUCAAGAACACUGAGCACAUCUAUGCGGUUGUCAUCUACACCGGCAUGGAAACCAAAAUGGCUCUCAACUACCAGUCCAAGUCUCAGAAACGAUCUGCAGUGGAAAAGUCAAUGAAUGCUUACCUGGUGGUCUACCUGUGCAUUCUCAUCAGCAAGGCCCUCAUCAACACGGUGCUGAAAUACGUGUGGCAGGCCGACCCCAACAGAGACGAGCCCUGGUACAACCAGAGGACAGAAUCAGAGAGACAGAGGCACAUCGUGAUCAGGGCAUUCACAGACUUCUUGGCCUUCAUGGUUCUUUUCAACUACAUCAUUCCCGUCUCCAUGUACGUCACUGUGGAGAUGCAGAAGUUCCUGGGCUCCUAUUUCAUCAUGUGGGAUGACGAGAUGUUUGACGAGGAGCUGGGAGAGAGAGCCGUGGUCAACACGUCAGACCUGAACGAGGAGCUGGGACAGGUGGAGUAUGUGUUUACAGACAAGACAGGGACUCUGACAGAGAACAACAUGGAGUUCAUAGAGUGCUGUGUGGACGGACACGUUUAUGUACCUCAUGCUAUCUGUAACGGACAGAUAAUACCUGGUGCAGCCAGUAUGGACAUGAUCGACACAUCACCGGGUCCUGAGGCCAAGGAGCAUGAGGAGCUGUUUUUCCGGGCGCUGUGUUUGUGCCACACGGUGCAGGUGAAGGAGGAAGAGACGGUGGACGGGAUCAAGCAUGGCAUCCACCAGGGCAAGUCCACUUCCUUCUACAUCUCCUCAUCUCCAGACGAGGUGGCGCUGGUGGAGGGCAUGAAGAGGCUCGGUUUCACCUAUCUGAGACUCAAGGACAGUCACAUGGAGAUCCUGAAUAGGGAGGAUGAGAUGGAGAGGUUUGAGCUGCUGGAGGUUUUGACAUUCGACUCAGUCAGACGAAGGAUGAGUGUCAUUGUCAGGGCCAGCACUGGUGAGCGUUAUCUGUUCUGUAAAGGUGCAGACUCCUCCAUCUUCCCCAGGGUUGUAUCAGGCAAGGUGGAUCAGGUCAGAGCUCGGGUGGAGCACAACGCAGUGGAGGGUCUGAGGACACUUUGUGUUGCCUACCGGCCUCUGAGUCCAGAACAGUACCAGGAGAUUUGCCACCUGCUGAACGGGGCCAAGUUGGCACUACAGGACCGAGACAAACGACUGGCUGAGGCCUACGACCUCAUCGAGAAAGACCUGAUACUGCUGGGAGCCACUGCUGUGGAGGACAGGCUCCAGGAAAAAGCAGCAGACACCAUUGAGUCUCUCCACAAGGCAGGUAUGAAGGUGUGGGUGCUGACCGGUGAUAAGAUGGAGACGGCGGCUGCAACCUGCUAUGCCAGCAAGCUGUUUCACCGCAACACCCAGAUCCUGGAGCUGACCACCAAACGCACCGAGGAGCAGAGCCUUCACGACGUCCUGUUUGACCUGAGCAGGACUGUCCUGAGGCAGCAUGGAGGCAUGACGAGGGACACCUUCUCUGGUUUAUCAGGUGACUGUACUGACUAUGGUCUGAUCAUCGAUGGAGCCACCCUCUCUGCAGUGAUGAGGCCUGCCCAGGAGGACUCAAACUCAGGGAACUACAAAGAGAUCUUCCUAGAAAUCUGCCGCAACUGCAGCGCCGUGCUCUGCUGUCGAAUGGCGCCACUCCAGAAAGCGCAGAUUGUGAAGCUGAUCAAAGACUCUGAGGAGCACCCGAUCACGCUGGCCAUUGGAGAUGGAGCUAAUGAUGUCAGCAUGAUCCUAGAGGCCCAUGUUGGCAUUGGUAUCAUGGGUAAGGAGGGUCGUCAGGCAGUGAGAAACAGUGACUACGCGAUCCCAAAGUUCAAACACCUCAAGAAGAUGCUGCUCGUCCAUGGACACUAUUACUACAUACGCAUCUCUGAACUCGUGCAAUACUUCUUCUACAAGAAUGUCUGUUUCAUCUUCCCGCAGUUCCUCUACCAGUUCUUCUGUGGCUUCUCACAACAGCCUCUGUAUGAUACAGCCUACUUGACUCUGUACAACAUCAGCUUCACCUCGCUGCCCAUUCUGCUCUACAGUCUCAUAGAGCAGCACAUUAAUAUGGACAUCCUGAAGAAGGACCCAUCUCUCUAUAGAGAUAUUGCUAAGAACUCUUUGCUGCGGUGGCCCAUCUUCAUAUAUUGGACUAUCCUGGGUGUAUAUGAUGCCAUCGUGAUGUUCUUUGGUACUUACUUCCUGUUUGACAACACCACUUUCACCAGCAACGGACAGCUAAUGACAACCAACACACAGAUGAUGUUUGGAAACUGGACAUUUGGGACGCUGGUCUUCACUGUGCUUGUCUUCACUGUCACAUUCAAGUUGGCUUUAGAUACUCAUUACUGGACUUGGAUCAACCAUUUUGUCAUCUGGGGCUCACUGAUUUUCUUUGUAGUCUUCUCUCUGCUGUGGGGUGGAAUCAUCUGGCCCUUCCUCAACUACCAGAGGAUGUACUAUGUGUUCAUGCAGAUGCUGUCCAGUGGUCCGGCCUGGCUCAGCAUAAUCCUUCUAAUAGCAGCCAGUCUGCUGCCAGAUGUGGUAAAGAAGGUCCUCUGGAGGGCCCUGUGGCCCACCACUACUGAACGCAUACAGAAUACUGAUAAACUCUACAAGGGCCAGCUGUCCGAGUUCACCCCCCUGGCGUCUCUCCACGCCCCGUCCAAGGCUGGCAGCCACCGGCAAGGCUCGGGCAACCAAAGGAACGCCCAGAACCCUCGAAGGUCUGAAUCUUUUAGCAAGAAAAUCAUGUAUACACGCUGGCAAAAAAUGCCAGACUACCGUACCUUCACCCCCCUCCUCCAAUUUGCCGAUGGCUCCCGCCACUCGAAGCAGGGACACGCCUACAGCGGGGCGGGGCCAGAGACCUCAGUUUAAUGUAUUUCUGUCUGGUGUUUUUCUAUUCUUAUAUUCUGAUAUCAGAUACAAUGGCAUCCAUUUGGAGUUGAACUGAGUGAAGGAGUAAUUCUAAUAAAUUGGUACCAGAAGCUGACCAGGUCACUGCGAGCAGAGCUGGAAAGUAAAGUUACCCAAAAGUAACUGAAAUUAAUUUAUUUAUGUUACUGUGCCAGGAGUCAAAUAACAGACUAUGUUGCUAAUAGCAAGUAGAUGUAAUCUACCUGUAAGGGAUUACAAUGAAAGUGACCUUCAUAACUGUUCCCAAGUCAGCAGCCAAGUAUGGCACAAAGCACUAUGGGACGGCUCUGGAAAAGGACUCCAUCCACAGGGCCUCGCUCGCUGCCACAACGUGCAACAAGGGCUCAGUGAUUUGAUGUCACAACAAAGAGACUCAAGAGCUUUGAUUUCUUAAACCGUAUUGUGUCACUACUGAAAAUAUGUGCACUGGCCCUUUACGUCUGCCUGUCUUUUAUAGCUGGCAGCUGAAGUGUACUUUAUUCCAACUAUUAGGAUUUAUAUGACUUUUUGAAAAACAAUUAUGGCGAUAAUCAUGAUGUGUUGUGAUUGUGCUGCUGCUGCUGAUGAUGAUGAAGACAGUAACAGUGCUUAAGCCAGCUCGAGCUUUCUCUGACCAAACAUUUUCUUUUCUUCAUUCCUACCAUCUCUCUCUUUCUUUCUCUCUGUCUGUUCUGCCACUUUUUAGGACUAACUGGUGUUGCCUGUGUGCAAACAUGUUAUCUCGAAAUACUCCCUAGGACUCUGGGGUCCUACAACAUUGUAAGGAGGGGUGUAGUUGAGCAGUAAAGCCUAAGUGUUGGAGAAGUGGAUCUGAGUUGGUCUUUUUUCCUGUUUUAUUAGUCAUUGUAUAUUAUGUCUUAAAGAAAAAAAGACAGACUUUAGCCCCAUAUCCAACACUUAUGCUUGAACUCACAUGUAGGUAGUCUAGAGUGUGUGCUGAUAGGUAGCAGUUAUUAGUGUGUGUGUGUUGUAUUCAUCUCUGCAGGAUCUCCUUCUGUCUUAUUGUCUUUAAAGCACUUUAACUGUAUACCUUCAUCUUAUAUUUAUCUAUACUGCUAUAUACAGAGAAACUAAGUUUUUUAUGCCUUAUUGUUUUAGUAAUAGAAUCCAGUAGAAGUGGCUAUGUAACGGCUUCCUGGCUGUUUCUUAAUGCCUUAAUGUCACCUUGUAAAUACCACAUUAUCUUCCACACAGACCAUUUACCAAAGAAACAGAAAGACAAUAUGACGUCCUUUAGACAACAACUUAUAGAUAUAGUGUAGUGCUAGGCAAAGUGUGGUAUCUAUAGGUCAAUGUACACACUCAUGGUUCUGUAAAACACUAGAAAGAAUAUGAGAUUUUUUGGACGUCUUAAGGGUAAUUUAAAAAAGGACCCACUUGUUCCCUAAAUUAUACGGGGGUUAUGUGCCAGACUAUUUCUUGACCGGGAGCAGUGACCUCCUGGAGACUUGUCGGAACCAUGAGGUAGCAGGAAACCAGCGGAGACUCCAGGAAUAUAAAAUGUUAAUUAGUGAGCUUCAGAGGUGCUUGAAGGCAGAUUUUGUUACCUUCGGACAGAGCCAGGCUCCCUGUUUCCCUCUUUUUCCAGUCAUUGUGCUAAGCCAAGCAAACCAUUUACUGGUAGUAGCUUCAUAUUUACUGAACAGACGUGAGCUUGAUAUUAAUCUUCUCAUCUAACUCUCUGCAAGAAAGCAAAUAAGCUUAUUUCUCAAAAAGUCUACCUAUUUUUUUUUUUACACGCAAAAUUAUUAUUGUAUUGUACACAGUAUCUCACAUAGCUCUGUACCUUGCUGUGUGCAUUCUCAAAGUUAGAAACUAUUUCAUUACUUAACUGACCAGUUAAUUAAGGAUGAGAAUAGUAAUGGGAGCACCCCAAGGUCUUUUUUAUAUCAUCAAUGGUGAAAUUAAGAUGGGUCUGAGUGUAAAACUAGAAGUCACUGAACCCUGCUGCCCUGAGUGGAGUUUGUCAAUUAGCAGAAGUUCUGAAAGGUUUUAUAAUAUUUCUGUCUUUCACCAAAGGACUGAUCCAUGUUUGUCCUAUUAGAUAGUAGCUUUUAGUUUAUUAGCUAUAGACUGAUGGAAAUUCGGGUAUCAGACAUUCAGACCCAUUCAUGUCAAAGAUGUUUUUCCACCUAAUGGCGUCAGCAGAAUGUACUGUAAGAGUGUAAGGUAUUUUAGUUUGCAGGUCAGCAUCUAAUAGCUCAGUGCUAAUGCUCUUAAAAGCCUUAUGGUGGUGUUACAAGAGUCUAAUGAGAUUCUCUACCUUGAAAAGGGCCUGCGCCGUGCAGUCUUUGAAAUCUGUCUCACACUUUCCUGUUUCAACACUCAUCUUCUCUGUCUUUCUUUCUAGCUGUCUGUCUGUUUCUGUCUUUCUCUCAUUCUCCCUCUGAAGUGAUACUGACGUGGAAGUUUUCCUACCUUGGUGAGAGCCGCCUCCACCCGUCUGAUCAUCAUCAUCCUCUCGUCUGUCCCCUUCUGCAUCUUCUCAGCCAUUCCUCCAUACAUACAUCCAUCUAUCCAUCCAUCUAUUAUUGUGAGAAAGAGUAGAAAUUAUGUUUUGUACUCUACUUUUAAUAGUACUUCUAUGAACCAAAGCCUUGUUGCUGCUAGAGAUACUUUUAGCUGCUUUACAUUAGGUGCCUUGUGGUAGUUUCUCUGUCUUUGCUUGCUUUAUGGUAAAUUUAUGACUAAUAAUUAUAAUAAAAAUAAUAAACAAAUAGGCAUUUGGAUCGUAUGGUGUGGAUCCUAGGCAUGACAGAGAAUGGAUAAGUGAGUGAAAAGGUGAAUGUAAAAAUUUGUUUUAUGCAGGUUAUACUGUCCAAGUAGACUUAUUUGGAACAAACACAGCACUGAAAUAUUACUACUGAUAAAUUAAUUACUUCUUGCACCAAAACAUUCAAUGACUUACGUUUAAUAUCUGUUUUUUAUUGUUUUGUAUAUGUCCAGGAGGGCAUCUGUCUCUGAAAUGUUAUUUUUACCGUUUUCUGAUAUGUAUAAUGUGUAAAAUUCCCCUUUACCACAUUAAGAGUGAGUGAAGGUCUCACUGGAAAGAUAUCUGUCUGAUGUGAUGUUGUCUUUAAUCUUUAUUUUAAUGAGAUAGAAAACUUGAAGAGCUCCAGCUCUGUUCGAUCGAUCAACUGCAGUCAAUCAAUGUUACAAAUAUUCUGUGUAUGUUUCCUUUUUAUUUUAACAUCUCUGACUUGCUUCUCAAAAUUCUGGUUUUCUGUUUCAAUAUUUAUAUAUAAUUAACAGCAACGCAAAGGGGUGCUUAUACUGUUGGAUUCUGUGGUAAAAUCCGCAGAAUUUGUCUCUGAACUUCAGGCUCUGAUUUGCAUAUUGAAGGGUCACAUCACCCAAGUUACAAAAGAAAAAACAUAUUUUCUCACUCACCUCUAGUAAUAUCUGGACAUGCACAUUGGAACUACUUUCUACCAUGAAAACUUUUCACAGUGAAGUCUGAGGAUUAUCCGGAGUAACAGGGACACUGUUUAAAAUGUCAUUUUUCAACAAUUUGAGCAGCACAAAUGAAAUUUCAUUCAUCUUCACUGUGUUGGGGUGGAGACAGAAUGCAUGGCUAGAUGGCAAAUACUGUAUGUUCUUUUGUAAUUUGGGUGAACUGACCCUUUAAUGCUCAUAAUGAAUCUUGAAUGUACUUCUGUCUGAAUUCAAAUUAGGUUUUGACAGAGAGAGAAACCAUUGUCCUGUCAGAAGUGGCUGAUGGUUUGUAACUUUUUAAUGGGCCAGUAUACAUGAAUUCAUACAGAAUGACCACAGGGCUAAUUUGCUCAGAGAUGGACUUAAAACAGUGAUUACUUUACUCUGAUGACUGUAAUCAAACUAAAGUAAAAGUAUUGCCUUGCAUGUAAAUGACCAGAUGCAAAAAAUGUGGCCUCAGAGCACUAGCCAUGUGGUAGUGAAUAAGUAUUACAAUUGUCCUAGUCUUACAUUCAAACAUGUCAUGUAUAAUCCCUCCAUCACUUAUUGGAAAUGUGUAUGUGUGCUUAAACACUCACCAAAUCCUUAAUGUGGGAUACAACAGAAUGAAGAAGUUCUCAUAAAGAGGAACACGAACACACAAGCUUUUAUUCUUUAUGACUGGAGUUAUCUAAUCAAACCUAACUGAAUUUUAGCUCUUAAAGUUAUCUGGGAGUCUUAUUAUCAGAAUAUCCUAAUUAUUGCCAUAACCCCCUUCUCUGUGUGAGCUAAUCUAUCCAAGAGAUAGUCAGGUACCUCCUGUGUCUCUGUCUGUUGGAGAGUCGUUAGAAAACUGUGGAAUCCACAUAAAUUACAAAAUAAAUACCUACAGUUACUGCAGUGCUUUUUAUAUGUAUGUUAGAGAUCAUGUUACUUUUUUUUUUUACUUUCGGGAGACAGUAUUUGACGUGUCUUAUUUAUGUAGAAGAGUAUUCGAACAACCAAACUGAGUUGUGACAAAACAACACUGGGCAUGUAUGUAUGCAUAGCUUUAAAGAUUUAAAAAAAGAGAUUUCUGUGGCGUUAGCUCAGAUACACCCCUGCACUGAACCGUCUCGUCUGAUGAUUGACACUUUGCUGUAGAAACCUUCAAAGCCAUUAAUGGUGGAUUCAAGGUCUUAUUGUACCAAUCACUCUUGUCCUGACUGUCUUGAUCUUUCAAGACCACCUAAACUGACAGCCUUCGAACAGAAUGUUAUCUUUCUCUUAAACAAUGUAUUAUAGUGUUCUAUAUUUCUCAUAACCAACAGUAUCUAUAAACUGCUGUACACCCAGAUGCAGUAUAUAUAUAUAUAUAUAUAUAUAUAUAUAUAUAUAUAUAUAUAUAUAUAUAUAUAUAUAUAUAUAUAUAUAUAUACACACACACACACACACACAACAUAUAAAUGUAGCUAUGUUAAUUGAUGUACAGUUUUGGGGUCUUUUUAUAUACAGUUUUUAACAGAGUCAUAUCAAGAUUUACUUGUGGAUUUUUGCCAACCUUUCUGUAGCUAUCAAUGGCAAACAACUGUACAUUUGCUUGAAAAUAAAAGCCAGAAGUGGAAAUCUGAAA
Siniperca chuatsi (mandarin fish) is the source of this 9157-nucleotide messenger RNA. RefSeq names its product ATPase phospholipid transporting 11A (gene atp11a). The coding region runs from base 451 to 4092 and encodes 1213 amino acids. Lineage: Eukaryota; Metazoa; Chordata; Actinopteri; Centrarchiformes; Sinipercidae. Gene Ontology annotation, biological process: phospholipid translocation. The transcript is spliced from 31 exons. The record is from RefSeq and is a predicted model, not a curated record. Gene Ontology annotation, molecular function: ATP hydrolysis activity; ATPase-coupled intramembrane lipid carrier activity; magnesium ion binding. Gene Ontology annotation, cellular component: trans-Golgi network; plasma membrane; recycling endosome.